AGCCCAUCAUUUCGGAGCCAGUUCGCCUCCGCCGACUGAAUCGAAAGGACCACCAUUUUUUUUUUUUGCUCGGUCCAAAUUUUUCGGCCCCAGCAAGUUUCGCUCGUUCAAUUUUGCAGUAUUCGAUAUCCGAUCACCCGUCGAAUGUUAGCGAUCGACAACCGCAUCCACAGAAAAUAAGAAGCGAGAGUUUACUCCACAAUUUUAUAAAUAACACAACGCCAUUAUUUCAUCUUAGUGAAGUGUUCGCUUAGUUUGUAUACAAGACACCUCAUUCUGCUACCCUAAAUUUAUUUUCUACUUUUUUUUUCUCAUCAAAACUUUGCCAAAAUGACGCAGACAAUUUUCAUUCUCUUCGCUGCUUCCCUCGUCGCUGUGGUGACCUGCGGUCAUUUCUACAACGCCGACGGGACGCCGUACGACGCUUAUCACAACCUGCAUCUGAUUCACGAUCCACCGCUCUACCCGACUUAUCGCGAGGUCCCCAACACCGGAUUCACGUGCUCCGGCCUGGGGGACCAAUUGUGGGCGGACACCGCGGCUCAGUGUCAGGCCUAUCAUCUCUGCCAGGGCGAGCAACUCGUAUCGAGCCAUCUCUGCGUCAACGGGACUCUCUUCAAUCAGCAAUUUCAAGUCUGCGACCAGUUCUACAACGUCCGGUGUGGCAGCCCCUAUGAAGACCUGUAGGAAAGUGGAAAUGAGCGCGUAGAUAAUUCGAGAGAGGUUCGUAACGGUGGCUGGAGUCUACCUACUCUGACGACGACGACGGCACCCUCCCUCGUCACCUGCGUGAAUUUUACUACAAAACAAUAUUAAAAGAUCACCCGCCACACACUUAUACAUAUUAUGUCCUAUCGCACGCGACGUUAAUUAUACCUAUAAUAUGCUACACCCAUUAUUCCUCCGUCAAUUACGAAUUAUAUCUAUAUAUAUAUAUAUAUAUAUACCUAUGUAUACAUACCUAUACAUAAGUAUAUCGUGUAUUAUAAUGCAAACCUUUUCCAUUGGCACGAUUAUUCUACGAUUAUAUUCUUCUGUGUAUCGUAUACCAUACGGAGAUGAAAUAGUCAGCCUAAUAAUAUUAUAAAUGUUUUACUAUACUUAUUGUGAUUUUAAUGAAUUAUAUAUUUAAUAUUUAUUUAAGAAUAAAAUAUAUUCUAGUUGUUCCUCCUAACGUA
This is a messenger RNA of Neodiprion virginianus, 1178 nucleotides long. Its product is annotated as U-scoloptoxin(01)-Er1a-like. Gene Ontology annotation, molecular function: chitin binding. NCBI's taxonomy places the organism in Eukaryota, Metazoa, Arthropoda, Insecta, Hymenoptera, Diprionidae. The transcript is spliced from 3 exons. Gene Ontology annotation, cellular component: extracellular region. The coding region runs from base 331 to 687 and encodes 118 amino acids. The record is from RefSeq and is a predicted model, not a curated record.